UUUAACAAAAGAAAAAGAAAUGAGAAUCGAAGAAGUUGUUAUAGAAGGUUUCAAGUCAUAUGCAGUUCGUACUCAUAUUACCGGAUGGGAUCCCGAAUUCAAUGCUAUUACAGGACUCAACGGUUCUGGAAAAUCAAAUAUAUUAGACGCAAUAUGCUUCGUAUUGGGUAUAACGAAUUUGAGCCAGGUUCGAGCAACAAAUAUGCAAGAUCUGAUCUACAAACGCGGUCAAGCCGGCGUUAAUAAAGCUUCGGUCACUAUUACAUUUAAUAAUGAAGAUAGGAAUAGUAGUCCUGUUGGGUUUGAAACAUAUGAUAAAAUAAGUGUGACGAGACAAAUAAUUAUGGGUGGCCAAAGUAAAUAUAUGGUUAAUGGGACGAGAACUCAACAACAGACAGUUGGAAAUCUAUUCCAAUCAGUUCAACUUAAUAUCAAUAACCCACACUUUUUGAUUAUGCAAGGUCGAAUCACAAAAGUUCUUAACAUGAAACCUCCAGAAAUUUUAGCAAUGAUAGAAGAAGCUUCUGGUACACGUAUGUUUGAAGAGAAAAAAGAAAAGGCGUUGAAAACCAUUGCAAAAAAAGAAAAAAAAGUUGAAGAAAUAACAAAAUUACUUAUUGAAGAAAUUGACCCGAAAUUGGAACAAUUGAGAGCCGAAAAGAGAUCUUAUCUAGAAUAUCAAAAAACUGAAUCUGAAAUUGAACGAUUGAACCGAAUUGUCAUCGCAUUUGAAUAUAUAAUGAAUCUAGAAAGAGUCAACAAAUCAGGUGCUGAUGUUGAUGCCAAGAAGAAGAAAAUUAAAGAUUCAGAAACGUUUAGUGAACGUCUCAAAGAAGAAAUCGUGCACUUAGAAGAUGAUAUAAAGCAAACGAUGCAUAAAAAAGAAAAGGAAUUAGGAAAGAGCGACAAUAUUCAAGAAUUAGAAAAUAGUAUAAUGGAAUAUUCAAAUCAGAUAGUUCGUAUUAAUACAAAAUGUGAUCUCAACAGAGCUUCCAUUGAUGAAGAAACGAAAAAUAAGGACACUCUUUUAUGUAACAAAGCUGAGAUAAAUCAAGUUUUGUUACAAAAGUCUGAAGAAUACAAAAAAUUAGAAACUCAGUUUGAAAAAAUAAAAAGAAAUCAUGAUGAAAAAAGCGAGCAAGUAAGAAAAGCAGAGGAGCUUUUACAAACUUUGUCUACGGGUGUUUCGGCACAAGAAGGGCACGAAAAUGGAUAUAUGGAGCAGCUACAAGAGGCAAGAAAUAAUGAAUCUCACGCGUUAACCGAAAUAGAACAAGCUAAAUUGAAGAUAUCCCAUCUAAACAAAGAAUUAAAUGAAAAAGAGCCUUUAGCUAUAAAGGCUGUUAAUGACAAUCAAGGUUUGUUGAAAGAUUAUGAAUCGGCUAAAAAAGUUGUACAAAAUCUUACGACAGCAUUAUCGAAGAUUAAUUGGGAUCCAAGUAAAGAAGAAAGUUUGUUGAAUAAGAAAUCUACAAUGCAGAAUAAAGUAAAAGCGUUUACAGAGAAAUGUGAAUCUCUGUCAUCGCAAUUAUCAAACAUUGAAUUCUCAUAUUCUGAUCCAACAUCAAACUUUGAUCGUAGUAAAGUUAAAGGUUUGGUUGCUGAACUAAUUAACUUGAAUCCUCAAUAUGCACAAUGUUCAACUGCCUUGGAGAUUUGUGCUGGUGGCAAAUUGUAUAACGUGGUUGUGGAGAACGAAAGUGUUGGGUCUCAACUUAUCGAAAAGGGAAAAUUACGAAAGCGCGUGACAAUAAUUCCUUUGAACAAGAUUAAAGCGUACAAGAUACCAGCUGAGAGACUUAUAAGUGCUAAACAGCUUGCACCCGAGAAAGUACAUUUAGCAUUGUCAUUAAUUGGUUAUGAUGAUGUAGUAACUCCUGCUAUGGAAUUCGUGUUUGGCAAUACUUUAAUAUGUACGGAUGCUGAUACUGCUAAACGAGUCACUUUUGAUAAGAACGUACGAACAAAAUCUGUUACUCUUGAAGGAGAUGUCUAUGAUCCUUUUGGAACUCUUCAAGGUGGCUCAAAACCUUUGUUUGCCGGAAUUCUUAUAGGGUUACAAACAUUAAAAGAAUACAAACAACAAUUAAAAACUUAUCAACAAGAGCUCGAUGAUCUGAAUGCAGAAAUCAGAAGCACACAAGAGAUAAUAGACGAGUACAACCAAACCAAGAAACAGUUAGACUUGAAAACGCAUGAAGUUACAUUAUUAGAACAACAAAUGAAUAGUAGCAGUAACUCGCAGAUAAUUCAUAUAGUUGAGAAUAUUAAAUCUCAAAUAGUUGAGCAUGAAAAUACUAUUAUCGAUUCUCAGAAAAAACGGCAAGCUGCUUUAGAUUCAUGUCAAAGAAUUGAAAAGGAAAUGAAUGAGUUCAGAAAUAAUCGGGAUUCUAAAUUAAAAGAUAUCAAGCAAUCAGUACUCAAAGGAAAAUCUGAGAUCGCACAGAGUAAUCAAGUUGUAAUAAAUAUGCAAAGAAAUGUUCAAACUAUGCGCUUAGAAAUGAAGCAAUUCGAAGAGGAUCUGUUAAAUGUCAACAGUGAAAUUGAAAAUGUUGAUAAUAAUAUUAAACAAUUAUCACAAGCUGCUGAAUCUAUGAGAAAUGAACUAGAUCAGUUUAAGAACUCACUAGAGCAAGCUCAAGCUGAAUUAGAAAAAGAGAGAGAAAUACUUUCUGCUUUUGAUGAGGAAAUUGUUGAACUUCAAGCAGCUGUUAAAGCGAAAACAGCACAAUUAACUGAAGCACAAUUGGAAAUGUCCAAGAUUAAUCAUGAUAUUGAAAAGGUUCAAAAGGACGUAGUAGCGGCCCAACAAAAUGUCUUAAGAAUGGAAAAUGAACAUGACUGGAUUUUAAAUCAAAGACAGCAUUUUGGAAAACCUAAUACUCCAUUUGAUUUUACAAAUCAAAACCCGAAUGAAUGCAAAAAGAUGUUGCGGCAGCUUGAAUUAAAUCGUAACAAAUUACGUAAAAAAAUCAAUGCUAAAGUUAUGAACAUGAUUGAUAGCGUGGAAAAGAAAGAAGCAUCUCUGAAACAAAUGUUAAAUACAGUUGGAAGAGACAAGAAAAAAAUCGAAGAAACAAUUGUUUCUCUUGAUAACUACAAGAAAGAUGCAUUGCAAAAGACUUGGGAGAAAGUUAAUGCUGAUUUUGGAGCAAUUUUCAGCGAUUUGUUACCAAAUAGUUUUGCUAAAAUUCAACCACCUGAGGGUCAAGAUCUGAUGAAUGGUUUAGAAAUCAAAGUGAGUCUUGGAGGAAUAUGGAAACAAAGUUUGUCAGAGCUAAGUGGCGGCCAAAGAUCACUUGUCGCCUUAUCUCUGAUCUUAUCAUUGUUACAAUUUAAACCUGCUCCAAUGUAUAUUCUUGAUGAAGUGGAUGCGGCACUUGACCUUUCACAUACACAAAAUAUAGGUCAAUUGCUUCGAACUCGAUUCAAAGGAUCACAAUUUAUAGUAGUAUCACUCAAAGAUGGAAUGUUCAAUAAUGCUAACGUAUUAUUUCGUACAAGAUUUCGGGAUGGUACUUCAGUUGUCGAGCGAACAUCACAAAGGCAAGAGCUCGAGAGACGAAGAACUCAAAGAUCACGAUGAUGUGAUAAUAAUUCUUAUAUUAAUGAUAUUGAUCUUUUUUAUGAAUUUUUAUUACAAUAUUUAAAAAUUGUAAAUCUUAAAAAAGAUUCUUAAUAUACUCAGAUAAUUCGAACCUAAUUUUAUGUUAGUAUUGGUAUUAAAAUCCAAAUAUAUAAAUAUACAUACAAUUUGAGUCAUUAGAGACGAAUUUUAGUCACGUGCCGCAGCAAAUUUUAGUUAAGUUUCUAGAGGGCAUUUUCAACUAGUAAAUUUUAUCAUGUUUUCUUCUCGCUC
Rhizophagus irregularis DAOM 181602=DAOM 197198 is the source of this 3859-nucleotide messenger RNA. RefSeq lists its product as uncharacterized. Gene Ontology annotation, cellular component: chromosome. NCBI's taxonomy places the organism in Eukaryota, Fungi, Glomeromycota, Glomeromycetes, Glomerales, Glomeraceae. Gene Ontology annotation, biological process: chromosome organization. The record is from RefSeq and is a predicted model, not a curated record. Gene Ontology annotation, molecular function: ATP hydrolysis activity; protein binding; ATP binding.